This is a messenger RNA of Umbelopsis ramanniana AG, 1181 nucleotides long. RefSeq lists its product as uncharacterized. Gene Ontology annotation, cellular component: cytoplasm; nucleus. Lineage: Eukaryota; Fungi; Mucoromycota; Umbelopsidomycetes; Umbelopsidales; Umbelopsidaceae. The transcript has 3 exons. The coding region runs from base 1 to 921 and encodes 306 amino acids. Gene Ontology annotation, biological process: protein phosphorylation; intracellular signal transduction. Gene Ontology annotation, molecular function: ATP binding; protein serine/threonine kinase activity. The record is from RefSeq and is a predicted model, not a curated record.
AUGCACGGUAGCUAUGCAACAGUUCACAAGGAGACUGAAUCUGAUGAUACUCUGAUCGCUGUCAAAGUAUACCUCAAGUCUCAAGGUCGGCAUGCACUGUUACAUGCUCAUCGUGAACUAAGGGCUUUGGAACAAUUGAAGCUCAACUAUGAAUCAGCAUGCCAGAAAUAUCUUAUAUAUCUCAUAUCAAGCAUUUCAACACCUUUAUCAUUGUCUUUACGCUUUCACUUUCAUCCAUACACCCUUGAUAAAAUAACGCCGGUUUCUCACGAGUUGGCAAGAAAUUAUGUGCUGCAAAUAGCAACGGCUUUAGAAUACGUCCACUCACUGUCUCUGGUACAUUGUGAUCUAACACCCCAAAAUAUCCUGGUGGCUGAAGAUGGUAGCCUGAGAGUAGCUGACUUCGGCUGUGCACACCCAAUUACUGAGACUAUAGAGGGAUCGACAGAAGGCAUCGGCACAAGAUGGUAUGUUGCCCCAGAACAUAUACUCUCCUGCCCAUAUUAUGCUCCACCAAGUGAUAUAUGGUCAGUAGCCUGUAUCUGGAUCGAAAUGGUGACCGGAAGGCCUGCUUUUUGCGGAGGAAGUGAUUUGGAACAGUUGGGCAUACUCGUUCGUGCCAUUGGCAUGCCUAGCAAAGAUAUUAUAAAUGAGCUAUCGGUUUACCCAGAUGGUAACAAACUCAUCUUUUUUGCGCCUUCUGAUGAUGAACACACUAUGGAGCACACAGAGGACGCUGACACGCAGCUAGAGGACGACGGCAAUCCCCCUUAUAUGUGCCUCAACGACAUGAUUCAGCCUUUUGCAAAGUCCGACCAAGGCUUCAUAAAACAAAUGCUUAGCUGGUCUGUCUAUAAGAGACCAGAUGCCAUAUCCGUUAUAGAAACGCUUAGACCCGCUACCUCUCCUUCCGUGGUAUAGGAGGAAACAUUGCCAUCCUAAUUUUGUCUUUUGAAAAAAUGCUCAUUACAUACCCACUUUCUAUGUCUCAUGCGAAUAAUAUGAGUGAAAAUAUAGUCAUUUUCGUAAAAGUUCGCAUUUUGAAGUGGAUUAAUACUUCUGAUAAACUGCGAAAAAAAAUCGACUCUGGUUUAUAUUGGCUGACUCGAACCCAGUCUUCGCACCUGUACUGUUGUAGCUUAGCCUCGUUGUCUAUCAGAGUAAAUUCAUCGUACUACUGC